CCUCGUAACUAACAGCGAAGCUUCAAAAAUAUUUUAGAUUUAUGUGUUUGAAAGUGUUAUAAAAAUGUCCUAGUCAUUAGAAUAUUAAAAACUUCAUUAACAUAAAUCACAUUUAAGAAAGAUAACAAAGGAUUAUCCGAAAACUCGUGUUGAAAAUAAGCUAGAAGAGAAAUCAGUUUUUAAAGUUUAAUGAUAUUUAAUUAAAUUAUGUUAAUUUAUAAUGUCAUGACAUAAAAAAAAGACAUUUACGCGAUGGAAAUAAUGAAAUAAACUUGCUGACUUUAAAGCGGAAUAGCGAAUAUUUUUUGUCAUGAAGCAACCAAUCCUGUUUAGUACGAAUUUACUCGGGUAUGCCGCUUUGGUUACGCUUGCAUUCGCCCUGAUUUGCACGUGCUUGGCAUUAGGACUUCCGUACUGGGAGUACUACGACACAACAUUAGGAAGCCAACAGACAGUUUCAAAUUACGGGUUAUGGAGAUACUGUAUAAACUAUAUACCUGAUACUUCAACGCUCACAGACGUGUGUGGAGAUCCGGUAAAUACAGCGACAGGAAGUGGUGCAGCAGACAUCCGUGCUACACGUGCUAUGGUGAUCCUGGCGCUGAUUCUAGAGAUAGCGGCGAUUGUUUUCACAGUUCUUGCUGUGUUUAGGUUUAAGAAAAAAUAUCUUUUGCACUAUGCCGCGGCAGGAUUUGGAAUCGCAUCAGGAUUUUUCUCGAUGUUCGGACUGGCGGUGUAUCUUGCUAGGGUGCGUAAGGAUGACUAUGACCUGCACGCCUCUAUUGCAUGUGACAUCCUCAGCUGGCUUGUGUCCUGGACAUCGGCAGGUUUCAUCAUCUUUAUGGUUUUUGUUAAGAAACAGGAUGACAAAUGACGACACAGUUUUUAAGACAAUAUACAUAUGGUCUGUACUAAAUUGAGAGAAUUUGCAGCAUAAUCAUUUUAGCUACAUAAUUUCUUAUAUUGUGAUACUGUGUCAUACCAUACAUAUAUACAUAAUGAUAACCAUAUUUAGAAUACACAUACAGAUUAAUAAGACGUCAACAGAAGUAUCGUUUUUAGUGUUUUCAAAGUUUAUAUCUGUGCAAAUCCACUAUACUUAAGCCAUUUUGGCAGCGUAAGUUUGUGCUAUUUGUUGUACAUAUACCGUUUGAUAUGUGCCAGCCUGCAAAUAUCAUUGCUGAAAAACUGAUCUUUUAUUUGACUAACUAUUUUGUUUAAAUAGAGGAUAUUACAUGAGUGUCUUUUCAUAUUGAAUUUAUUAAACGAGUUUAAUAAAAUAAUAAAAUGUGAGGCUCUACUCAAUUAUAUUCUACGAGUUUAAUAAAUUCAAUGUGGAAAGUCACAAAUGUAAUAUCAUUUUUAUCACGUUAGCUUUUCCAGUCGAAACACAAAAAAUUCUACUUUCUUAAAGUAUUAUAACAAGUCAAUUUAACCAGCGUCUCCAAAACUUUAAACAACGUCGACGUCAAAGCUUUAUUACACUAGUGUAUUAUCAAAUUUAUGUAAUGGCUUUAUUUCACUCCCACAACGUCAAAAUGUGAUAAAGAAAAUUAUACUUGAAGUUUUUACAAAUAACGAACUGUGGUAUUUAAUCUGUUCAAUGUACAACAUAGAUUUUACUUUAUCUACUAAAUGUACAUUUCUACUUCAUCUGAUCAAUGUACAUUUCUACACUGAUUACACUUAACCUGGCCAAUGUAUUUUUCUACAGUGAAUCUACAUAAUCUGUCAAAUGUGUAUUUCUACAUCAAUUCAACUUAGUCUGUUUGACUGUAAAUUUCUGCGUUGAUUCAAUGCACAUUUCUACAUAGAUUCUACUUAAUCUGUCCAAUGUACAUUGAUUCUUCAGCAUAUGUUCAGUGUAUAUUCCUACAUAAAUUCUACUUGAAUUGUUCAGUGUUUAUCAAUACAUUGAUUCUACUAAAUCUGUUUGAUGUACAUUACUACAUACAUUCUAGUUAAUUUGUUAAAUGUACAUUUCUUCAUAAAUUCUACUUGUUCAUUUCAACAUUAAUUCCAUUCAACCUGCCCAAUGUAUAUUUCUACAAAGAUUCUACAUAAUCUGUUAAUUGUACAUUUCUACAUUGAUUCCACUUAUCUGUUCAACUGUAAAAUUUACACAUAUUCAAUGCACAUUUCAACAUUGAUUCCACUAGAUCUAUUCAAUGUAUAUUUUUACACAGAUUCUACAUAAUCUGUUCAAUGUACAUAUACAUUGAUUCUAUUUAGCCAGUACAACUGCACAUUUAAACAUAGGUUCAAUAUACACUACGUAAUCUCUUAUAUGUACAUUUAAAAUAUACAUUAUUCUAUUUUGUGUAGUGUUCAGCUGUACUUUUCUACUUAGAUUCAAUGUACAAUUUCUACAUUGGUUCUACUUAAUUUGUUCAUAUUAUCUUCCUGUAUUACAUUUUGCUAUGCUUAAGAGGAUGCAUCCAGUCAGGAAGUAAUAUAACAUGUAAUUCCAAAACAUUCAUAUACUCACAAUUCUUUUUGUGGUUUAAGUGUCAAGUGUCACUUGUUACUGUCAUCAUAAAGUUGUAAACAUUUUGAUAUGGUGUGUGAUUUUCAUGUUUUUCUUAUAGGCUAAUAAAUAUUUCUGUCUCAUCUUUAAA
This is a messenger RNA of Mercenaria mercenaria, 2618 nucleotides long. RefSeq lists its product as uncharacterized. The record is from RefSeq and is a predicted model, not a curated record. The transcript has 3 exons. Bases 311 to 874 code for a protein of 187 amino acids. Lineage: Eukaryota; Metazoa; Mollusca; Bivalvia; Venerida; Veneridae. Gene Ontology annotation, cellular component: membrane.